GCCGCCUACACCGCUGGGACCGGGGGGGCAUCCCCAAAGUGAUUGCCACCACAGCCAGUAAAGCAGCAGCUGCAGCAGGAGCCGAUCCAACACUGGGGCAGGAGAUGAUGCAGACCAUGCAGCCUCCUUCUGAGACCAAGAUCCCUUUGGACACCCCUCAGCUGGCACUGGGGCAUCACCUCCCCACCCCACAGACCUGGCGCCAACGCUUCCGGGGCCUCCGCUACCUGGAAGCCAAGGGCCCACGGGAGGUUUGCAGCCGCUUGUGGGAGCUCUGCCAGCGCUGGCUGGAGCCCCAUCGCCACAGCAAGGAGCAGGUCCUGGAGAUGGUGGUGCUGGAGCAGUUCCUGGCCAUCCUGCCCCAGGAGAUGCAGAGCUGGGCGUGGGGGUGCAGCGUGCAGACCUGCGCCGAGGCCGUGGCCCUGGCUGAGGGGUUUAUGUUGUGGCAGGAGGAGAACGAGAAGCUCCAGGUCACAGUGAGUGUGAAGGUGGAGGAGGUGUCCUCAGACAAGAUGCCAUCCACUGCGGCACUGCAGGACCCUGGUGAUUCCUGGCUGGAGCAACCCAAGGCCCAUCGUGUGGACAGGCCUGUGGAGGAGUCAGGAGAGAGGGAAACCCCAGGACCUUGGGACAAGCCACCUCCUGUCGCCAGAGAGGAGCCCCUGCCCCCCCAGGACUCAGGUGCUGGGACCCUGAGCAGCACUGACCACAAGCCUCCUGGAGAAGAGCCUGUGAAGCUGGAGCUGCAGAGGACUUGCCCAGGGGGACUGGAGGAGAGGGGCUCCCUGACACCUGAGCCGGGCCCAGUGCAGAAGGGGCAGGGCAGGCCUCCAAAGCAGGGGCAGAAUCUGGAGCUCCGGGAGGUGUUUGAGGACGUGGCAGUGUAUUUCACGUGGGAGGAGUGGGAGCUGCUGGAAGAAGAAGACAAGGUGCUUUACUGGGACCAGAUGCUAAAGAAUUACCAAGCCCUCGUUUCCCUGGGAUAUCGAGGUCCCACACCUGCCUUAAUCUGCAGCAUCCAGCAAGGACAGGUGGAGCUCUGGGGCUGUGAUGAUGAGACCCGUGGGAAAAUCUCAAGGUCAGAGGAGCUGCUGCCAGGGUGCUGACCUCAAACACAGCACAUUAUGCAGUAGUGUGUCCAGGCAAGUGUUGUUUCCACGCCCUGAAAUUCAACCAUGUGGAGACAAGCAGCUGUUCCCUUCUCCUCCAGGAAAUGACAGAUGUUACAGGGCAAUCAGCAGGUGCUUGGCUGCUGAGCAGAGCUGAGGAGCAGAUUCCUGUUGAAGGACCUGCAGACCUGGUGCCACCACGAACUUUCCCAGGGAGUCUAGGACAGAUAGUCUCCCUGAGACCCGAGAGAGAGCAAUGGCAAAAGAGCCCAGGGAGGCCCAAAAAGCAGAAGGAGAAUGUAACAGUGAACCAGGUAUCAUCUCCAGUUGGGUGUGAGAGUGGAGAAGGGGCAGAUCUGAGAAACAUCCCUGGGUGCAAGGAAGAAUGUGUGGAGCUGAGAGACAUGAAGAGCCACUGGAAAGAGGCACUACAUCCAAACCAAGGCAGUGCGGAGGGCCUCAGAGGAAAGCAGGAGCUCAUUGCCGUUCACUGGGGCAGAACCCUCCCCUGCCCCGAAAUCAGGAAAACCCUUGACUGCCCAUCACUUGUGGCUCUUCACAAGAUAAGGCACACUGGAGAGAAGCUCCACAUAUGUACCAGGUGUGGGAAGGGCUUCACCCAGUCCUCCAGCCUGACCCGACACUGGCUCAUCCACACAGGAGAGAAGCCUUAUCAGUGCUCAGAGUGUGGGAAGAGCUUCAGAUACCUCUCCAGCCUGGCCCAGCACUGGCUUAUUCACACGCAAGAGAAGCCAUAUCAGUGCUCAGAGUGUGGGAAGAGCUUCACCCAGUCCUCCAGCCUCACCCAACACCGGCUCAUCCACAGCGGGGAGAAGCCACACCAGUGCUUAGAGUGUGGGAAGAGCUUCAGACAGCUCUCCAGCCUGGCCCAGCACCAGACUAAUCACAUGCGAGAGAAGCCAUAUCAGUGCUUGGAGUGUGGGAAGAGCUUCACCCAGUCCUCCAACCUGACCCAGCACCGCCUCAUCCACACAGGAGGGAAGCCGCAUCAGUGCUCGCAGUGUGGGAAGAGCUUCACCCGAUCUUCCAGCCUGACCCGACACUGGCUCAUCCACACAGGGGAGAAGCCACAUCAGUGCUCACAGUGUGGGAAGAGCUUCAGCCGAUUUUCCAGCCUGACCCGACACCGGCUCAUCCACACACUGGAGAAGCCACAU
Alligator sinensis (Chinese alligator) is the source of this 2287-nucleotide messenger RNA. Its product is annotated as zinc finger protein 446-like. NCBI's taxonomy places the organism in Eukaryota, Metazoa, Chordata, Crocodylia, Alligatoridae. The record is from RefSeq and is a predicted model, not a curated record. The transcript is spliced from 8 exons. Gene Ontology annotation, biological process: regulation of DNA-templated transcription. The coding region runs from base 105 to 1106 and encodes 333 amino acids.